CUUAGUUCUUGUAGUAUAAAUUCCCCUACAUUUACUAAAAUUUUCCCUCUUCUUCCCACCCUACCGUUUCGAUUUCGUUUUCCCUCCUCCUUUCUCCAUUUUCCACUGAUGAUCCAGAAGCAGAAAAAAGGAGGAGAAAAAUGGUUGGAGUGAAUAGCUUUGGGAAAACCAUUUGCUCAAUUUGCUAUGAAGAUCUAAACCCUAUAAUCGAAGAUCUUCAAGCUGUUACUAUUUGUGGUCACGUUUUUCACGAGCUAUGUCUUCAGCAAUGGUUUGAAUACUGUGCAAAAGGAAAGAAGAAGAAUUGCCCAGUUUGUAAACAGGCUUGUUCGGAAGACAAUGCAAAUAGGCUUUAUUUCCAAUCUAUUGGUGAUCCAAAUGUUACAAGUCUUAUGCAGAAGCCUCCUGAUUAUAAAGAGGAUCACCGGGAGUUGAAAAAUGAGGUCAAAAGAUUGGAGAGGAAAGUUGUAGGACUGACUUCCACUCUGGAAAAACAGCUGAAAGAUCUCAAAGACGUCAAUGCAGAGCUGUUCACGUGCAAGGAGGAGUUGAAAAUGGAAAUGACUCUAAAGAUUGAAGCUGUGAAACAGGAGGCAGCCAUUCAACAGUUGCUACAUCUUAAAUCCAAGGAGCUAGAUCAAUCAACUUUGGAGUGCAUAAGGCUACAAGAUAGAAAUAAGGCUCUAGCUAAGGAGCUUGCAACACUCAAGUUAGUCUGCGAUUUUAACUUGGAGGAAGAGGAGGUCUUGAAACGUGCUUCGUUAAGAGAUGAUGUUAAUAGCAAAGAGACAAUUGAUGUCUUGAAAAAAUCACUGGUCAUCCGUAACAAGAAUUACGAAGAACUGAUGACCAAGUGCAACACUCUAGACAGGCGAGAGGUUCGUUAUCUGAGGAAACUUCAGAAAACUAAAGAGAAGAAAAAUAACUUGAAGGCCAGGGUCCAAGAACUUGAGAUGGCACUUGAAGGAAAAGAUAAUGAAAUUUUGAGAAUUUCGAAAGCCUCCAAGAAAAACUAUCAAGGGAGUAAAGAACCCAAAGUUGACAGAUGUUCAUAUGAGAAUCAGAAUAAGGCACCUGCUGAGACAGAAGUAGAUGUAUGCAUCGUCACUGGCUCAUGUGAUGAUUUAUCUAGACCAAAGAGAAAAAGAAAGUAUAAGUCUAAGGAUAAGAGCAUACCAAACAUGGCAGAAGAUAUUAUAGCUAGCAGUCUUCACAAAAAUAAUCAUGAGAAAGAAUCUUCCAAAAGAAACAAAGAUGGAGGCACUCCAGAGACUUCCAGUUAUGUGCAUGAAGGAUCAUAUCAAAACUUGCACCAACCAUUUGACCAUAAAAAGGCUGUCCAUGAUAGUUUUUUGUCAAGGCCGGAGGCAGUUUUUGGGGCCACUGGUGGAAGUCUAGGGCAUGGAUCAGGAAAUAAGGAUGGAAUGUCAGCCUCAAGGAAUUGUAGCAAGAACAGUAAAGAAAACAUGCCCCCAGUGAUUAUUCUUGAUGAUGAUGAUGAUGAUGAUGAUCUUCUGCCUUUAGAUGAUAUUACACAACACCAACCCGCAUUUCACAUCAGGAAAGAGACUUCUUCACCAGUUGUACUUGCCAAACCAGGAGACAGCUGCUUUUCUGGUGGAUUGUUAGGUCCUGAUGGGAAUUACUGGCACUUGGGAAAAUGGUGUAAGAGAAAGUAAACGACAAGGAUCUGGAUUGCUGUCUUGAUGCAAGGAUCAGGUGCAAGUGCUGGUGAUUUGAUUGCUGUAAGAGCUGAUGGCAGAGGUGGUUGUAUCAAAUUUCUGCAAUCCAAAAAUUCGGCAUCAG
This is a messenger RNA of Solanum verrucosum, 1806 nucleotides long. RefSeq lists its product as uncharacterized. The record is from RefSeq and is a predicted model, not a curated record. The coding region runs from base 141 to 1679 and encodes 512 amino acids. NCBI's taxonomy places the organism in Eukaryota, Viridiplantae, Streptophyta, Magnoliopsida, Solanales, Solanaceae. The transcript has 8 exons.